This is a messenger RNA of Acanthaster planci (crown-of-thorns starfish), 17452 nucleotides long. RefSeq lists its product as uncharacterized. Gene Ontology annotation, biological process: signal transduction. The record is from RefSeq and is a predicted model, not a curated record. Gene Ontology annotation, molecular function: molecular adaptor activity; DNA binding. NCBI's taxonomy places the organism in Eukaryota, Metazoa, Echinodermata, Asteroidea, Valvatida, Acanthasteridae.
AUCUUUCAUACCUUUGUGAUCUUCAACAGAGUAAAAUUGGCGUAACACCUACAAACGUACAAAGGAAGCCUUCCCAAUUCCGACGCCGCGCGGUACAUACAAUCUUCAGCAGACGACACUGCUCGUACACCCAUUCGACAUUUACUAAACAGCGCCCUCGUCAAAUUCUGCUUGCUGUAGUUGUGUUGAUAUCAAACGUGCAUUUGGCUCUAUAACUUAAUGAGGUAAAUUUGAGGAUUUAUACGUUUCACGUGGGGCAUGUUAAAGAUAUAUAGUCCCUGUGAUGAUUAGUCAUACUGAUGAACGUUCUAUUAUUACUUACACCAGUGAAUUAUACCAGUUUCAAAACUUGGCCGAAUUUGUCAUCGAAUACAUGUUCAAAUUACAAAAAGUCCCACAGGAUGUCCGCCAUUUUUAACUUCCACGUCUCCGCUGCUGAACUCGGACACAGUAUGGGACAAAUUAAUGUGAAUUAUCUUUGAAAAUGGACGACGAAGAAAGAAAAAAGAAACUGCAGGCUGGGCGUGAAAGGUUGGCCAGAUUCCAAAAGAAAAAAGGGAGUCCCGACAAACGGCGGAAGAAAAAAGCAAAGACGACAGACCCACCGACAUCUGCUGCUGAAGGAGCCAAUGGAAAUGGAGGCAGCAAAGGGGCGCAACCCACCAUCCACCUCAGUGACGAUUCUCUUGAUACAGCUGACUCCAGUGUGGCAUCGAGCGACGUCUUGGGAACCCACUCUGAUCUGAUGUCACCCAUAUCGUUUGAGAGUGAUCAGAGAUCCGUGGGCACAGAUGAUCUUUGUGAGGAUUCAGACGGCGGUCAGCUAGAUGCUGAGGUGGCCCGCAUCGAGCUACGAGAGGCCCGUUCCCGUAUCCACCAGCUGGAGGAGAACCUGUACGGCAAGCAGGCCGCCCUGGAGCAGGUGCAGCGGGAGAUGGAGGAGCUGCGAGCUGGUGCUGCAGCUGCUGCGCUGACCAGCAGUAAUGGUCCCAGCAGCAACGGCAGUGGCAAAGCUGAGAGCUUAGAGUCUGCCGCUAAGGAGGCUGAAUACAGAGCAGCGUUUGAGCAGUACAAUCUUAAGAUCCAGGAAUUCCAGCAGGCGCUGCAGCAGCGUGAUGAUGUGAUCCGACACCUGUCCACCAACUUGCAGGGCGCCCUCGCCAGUCGGGAUGACAUCCAGAGGGAGACGUCUGCGCAGACAGAGGAGCUAGCACGCCAGAUACGAACCCUCCAGUCUCAACUUCAGGAGGCUGGGGAUUCACUGAAGGAGCAAAACGGUGGCCACGGCAGUCUAGCUGAGGAGCUAAUCCAUACCCAGGAGCAGGUGACGGCCCUGAAGCAGACAGUGAGUGACAAGGAAGCUGCCAUGCAGACCCUUGCCCAGCGCUAUGCCCAGAAGUCCAAGGAGCUGGUGGAGGCCGUUGAGGAGAAGGAAGACCUCCGCAGGCACUCGGCCGAGGAGAUCGUCUCCUUGCAGCAGCAGCUGAAGGAGCAAGGUGGAAACCUGAGCCCCGAGUCCCGGGAGCAGUCCCUGGCCCAGCUUCAGGCCGAGCUGGACGAGAGCUUUGGCAACCAGAUUGUCAUGAUCAAGGAGCAACUGCAGGAACGCCACGAGCAGGAGAAGGACCUCCUGCUGCAGAAGUGCAGCGAGCUGGAGAGGACCCUGGACACCCAUGCCAAGAACAACAAGCUUUGUGAGGACCUGGAGCAUCAGAUCGCUGAUCUCAAAGACCAGCUGGGGAAGAAAGACUGUGAGAGUCUCUGUGGACAGGAGGAGAUUGCCAACCUGAAACAGGAACUGGCUGAGAUGGUCGAGGCUUACAAAAACCAGACCGAGAAACUAUACACAACUCAGAUGAUCCUGGAUGAGGAAUGCUCUAAGAAGGAAAAUUUGAGUGCCCAACUGGACGAAUCCAAUCAAGAUCUCUUGCGCUUCCAGGAAUCCCAGAACGAUGAAUUAAAUGACUUAAAGAGAUCUCUACAGCAGCAUAUUGCUGAAGCUGACAGGCUUGCCGCAAUCAAUAUCGACUAUGAGGACCAGAUUGCUAAGCUAAAGGCAGACCACGAAGAGGUUGUUGCUGAGUUGAACACAAAAUUAGAAACAACCCUUGAUGAGAACAACUCCCUAAAAGAUGAUCAUAUGAAGGAAGUGGAAUCCUUGAAGGCUGAGUUAGAGAACUUCCAAGAGAAGAGCGGUGAUGCACCUGUCAAUCUCGAGGAGCUGAAGAGAACAAUCAAAGGAGACCUGAGUUUGGACUAUGAGGACAAAAUAGAAGACUUGAAAUACUCCCAUGAGGUUGACCUGAAGAGGCUGCAAAGUGAACUGAGAGUCGAGUAUCAGGAUGAGCUCAAAGACAUCCAGAAGAACUUGGAGGAGCAGUACUUGCAGAAGGUUGAGAGCAUCCGAUCUGAGAAGGACAGGGAGUUUGUUGCCGAGUUGCAGAAGGCCAGGCAGGAACUCCAGGAGAAGUACGAAGCCGAGCUGGCUGAGAAAGUUGAGGUUGAAAGAAAGAGACUCAAGCAGCUUGAGCUCCACCAGACAAGUCUGGAUGACACAGUUGACCAGGCCGAGCUGAUCACGAGGCUGCAGAAUGAGAACCAGGACCUGUCGGAAGCACGGGAUGCUCUCCUACAGCAAAUUGACUCUAGCCAUCACCAGCAGGAGGAGCUCCAAGAGGAACUCCUUAACGUCAUUAAUGAGAAGGAUAGGCUGAAUGAAGAAAACGAGAGACUGUUGCUAGAUUUAGAGACCUCUCAGAUCAGAUCCACAGCUGUUCAGGGUUUGGAGACACUCCACGAUCGUCUCCAAGAGCUAGAAGCAGAUCCUCUGUACCAGUCAGAACAUUCUGAGGAUGAGAAGUCCCAGCUGGCUGAUGAACUGGAAAAGCUGCGAGCCGAACUGGAAACUAGCAAGCAGGAUAAGGCUGCCUUCCAGGAACAAAUGAACAAACUCAACAAAGAAUACCGAGCCAAGGUGGAACAGCUUGGUGAGGAGAAAUAUAAAAUCACAAAUAUCCUGGAGGCAACGAGAGGUGAAUUGGAAAGCCAUAAAUCAGCUGCCGUACAAGGAGAUGAUGAUUUCUGGUCUACAGAGAGAGCCAGACUGCUACAGGAAAAGGAACAGCUUCAACAUUUAUUGGAGAAAAAUGAGAGAGAGUAUGAAGCCAAGAUCUGUUUUUUGGAAGACGAGAGGAAUAGUCGGGUUGAGAAGGUGGCUUUGUUAGAAGCAGAAAAGGAGGCACUCUUCGAUCAAGUCCGUUCACUUGAGAAGAACCAGGAUGAGUUAAAGCAAGAACUGGAUGAGGCAAUGACUCAUGUGAGAGAUCGACAAAAUGUUGUCUCAGAGUUAGAAGAGUUGAAACAAUCUGUGGAUGAGCUGAAGACGAGGCACUCAGAGGAAAUUCUCAGUGCUCAGAAGCAGCACAAGGAUGAUCUAGAACAAAUUCAGGAGUUGAACAAAAUUAUGAAUGAGCUGAAGAAUAUCAACGCCCAACUGAAAGCAGAGUCCAGCAUGUAUGAAAAUGCCAAGGGGCGAAUUGAAAGUCUCACUGAUGAACUCUCGGUGCUGAAGUCAGAGAAUGAGGAGCUGAGAACGGAGGUUGCAUCUCAGAUAUCCAAGAAUGCAGAAAUUGGGCAUGAUCUCGCCGUGAUGGGUGGCACCAGAGAAGACCAGGAUAGGCUGGAGAAGGAUUUGGCUGCUGCUAUAUCUGACAAAGAAGCUUUAAAAAGUGAAUUGGAGCAGCAGAGGGAAAAUUAUGAGCGGCAGGUGGCACUGCUGAAAAACAUCCAUCAUGAUGACGGCAACUCAGCCUCAGGCAGCAGUGGCAGGAAAUCGCCAGAAAUGACAGCUGCCGAGAAACAAAACGCCAUUCUGCGGGACUCGCUGGAACAAACGGCCGAGGACCGGGCCAGCGUGGCUUCCGAUCUGGUGCAAUUAAGGCACGAGUUUGAUCUCCUGCGGACAAGCAUCAACAUGAAAGAGGCGGAGAUUACGUCACUUCGGGAACAAUUGCAGAUAGCCGAGGAAGAGCGUAAGCACGGAGUGGCCGAGUGGCAGGAGGCAGAGCAGGAGUUGGGGGUCAUCAAAGCGCAGCUGGAACAGGAGAAGAAACAGCGCUGGCAGGUUGAGGAGAGGCUGCCACAGCUGCAGGCUAGGCUGGAGUCCCUGCAACAUCUUGAGACAGAGCUGACUCUGGAAAAUGAAGGUCUGAAGGAGGAACUCAGCGGCGUCAAGCGAGAGAGAGAUAUUGACACUGCCAAACAACACAAGAUAGAACAGCUGAAACAAGACUUGAGUGAAACUGCUGAGAUUUACCAAAAGGAAAAUGCCCUGCUGAAGGAUGCCUUGCAACAGGAGAAAGACACAGCUGCCACCUUGCUGAGGAAGAAAGAGGAAAAUUCUAACAAGAAACUUCUCGCCCUGACAGAAGAGGUAGACGAACUUAAGCAGAAAAUUGUACGCAAAGAGCAGACAGAACACGAGAUCUUGACAGAGAAAACUCGGCAGAUUGGCAUCCUCCAGGAGAGCAAUGCCAGAUUAGAGGCAGAGAAGGAAAACCUCCAAACAAAGCUUGAGGAUCUCGAGAAGAAGAUCAAGACAAAUGAAUCAGUCUCGGAAGAGGUCCAGGAUAUUUUUGGCCAGCAGUUGACGGAACUACAGGCUGAGCAAAAAUCACUGCAGGCCGAGCUUGAACAGCAGAGAGAAGAGCGGCUUAACCUGUCGGGCAUCCUGAAUGAUUCCAAUUCCCGAGGGGAGAGAUUGAGCCAGGAAAAGGAGCUGCUCCUCAAGAAGCUCGCCGAGAAGGAAGAAGUCCAGGAGAAGCUGAUGCAGGAAAGGUUGGCGCUGCAGAGGCGGAUUGAGGAGCAGCAGAAACUGGAAGCCCUUUUGGAGGAGAAGGACCACUUGGAGCAGGAGCUGUCCCGUCAGAAACGGUCACUAGAGUGCGACCUGCGGGACAUCGAGCAGCAGCUGCAGCAGCGGGAGCACCAGCUCUUGAGUGAGAAGGCCAGCCUUGAGGCCGAGCUGCGGCACAAGGACGUGGAGGCCCGGCGCUGGCAGACGGGCUUCCGGGAGCAGCGGCUGGAGUUCCAGCACCGUGAGUCCUUCCUGAAGAGGCGCUACGAGGACGAGAUGACCUCCUUCCGGGAGGAGGCAGAGAAGGACAAGCUGGCCCGGCUGCAGCGCAUGAGACUGGAGAAGGAUCGGCAGCAUGCCGACGCCGUGGCCAAAUUGAAACGGGAGUUGAGGGCGGAGUUUGAUGACCUGUCCAUGAGGUCCAAGGAGCAACACCUCCAUGAGAUUUCCCUCCUCAAGACCAGACACCAGUCUCAGCUGGAGGAACUGCGCAAGUUCUUCGAGGCCAAGCUGCAGGCGCUGCAAGAGGAGCUGGACAACGAACGUAGGCAGCAGCUGGGCACGGUGCGGGACGUCCAUGAACGCGAGCGACAGCGGGAGUUGAGUGAGAUGCGAGACCGGCAUGAGUGGGAGAUGGAGGCGCUGAGGGGAGAAUUGGACUCCAAGCACUACCGCAUCUUUGCCGAGAUGCGAGGCCAGUUGGAGCAGGCCUACAGGGAAGAGGUGGAGCAAGUCAGGAAGGAGGCAAAGAAUGAGCGAGAGUUGGAGCUGGCCGCCAUGCGUUUGUCCAUGGAGCAGAUGUAUGCCGGCCAGCUGGAUGUGGAGCGAGCCGAGAUGCACAGCCAGCAGGCCAGGGCAUUGGCCGAGCUGCGGCAGGCACUGAUGGUCGAGCACAGGGAGGAGAUGGAGUCGAUGGAGGAGAGGUGGUCGGCCAGGCUGGGUGCCUUGGAGAGACUGCUGGAAGAGGAGAAGACCAGCAGGCAAGAUGAGGUCAACAGCAAUUCGAAGGAGUUGCUCAGCCGACUGAAACGCCGCCUCAGCGAAGAACAUCAGGAGGUCAUAGAGAGCCUUGCCCACGAGUGGGACCAGAAGGUCCUGGAGCAACUGAGGCACCUCAGGGAGGAAAUGGAAGAGAAGUAUAAGGCGGAGCUGGAGGCGGAACGGGAGCUGCUUAGCCGGGGGCUAGAGGGAAAGGAAGAACUGGAGCGAGAGCACAGAGCGGACGUUGACCUGCUGAUGAAAGAGAGGGAGGCAUUGCUCAACCAGGCUGAAGAAAUGAGACAGAACCUGGAGAAGGUUCAUCAACAGGAGUUACAGGACAUCCACGCUAAGAUGCAGGCAGAGCAUGCACAGCUGGCCAAAAUGAGGGAAGAUUUGGAGGAGCAGCGUAGCCAUCUGGACUCUGUUACCUCCCUCAAGAAUGAACUCUCACUCCUGCAGACAGCUCAUGACCAGCUAAAGGAGAGUUACAAGGCACUGGAGGCCAGGCUAGGGGAAGGAGGGCUUGGAGACUUGAGUCUGGAUGAGAGAGAGAAGGCGCUGGGAGAGGAAGCUGUUGAAGCCUACAAGAAUGAGAUUAGGAAACUCCAAGAUGAGUUAACAAUGGCCAGGGCUAGGUUCCAAGAUGAGCACAGUCUGGAGCUGGAGAAGCUGCGGACAUACUUUGAGGAGCGGGUUGUGGAAAAUGAGAAGCGUUGGGCCCAGGAGAUGGCAGAUCUGAAAGAACAGUACGAAGAAGAACGUGAGCGCAGCUUGAAAGAGGAUGAAGGAGAGGAUGGCAGACCAAAACAACGGAGCUAUGCACAGACUAUGAUGAUGAUGACGCACCUGUCAGAUGUUGAGAGCUCUCCGCCCCAAUCUCCGGAGCGCUUCGCGGAGAUUGAGGCAGAGGUCAAGCAGCAGCUGAGGAGCGAGCUGAGGAGCAUCCUGGAGGAGGAGUAUCAAGCCAGGAUGGAUAACAUGAAGGAGGAGCUGCAACACGAGCACCAGAUGGAACUGGAGCGGAGGAAUCUCCAGUCAGAGCUGAAGCUGGAGGCUGAGUUGAAUGCUGCCAGGGAUGCUGUGUUCAUGAAACAUGCCUUGGAGCUUGAGAACCUCAAGCAAGGUCACCUGGAGGAGUUGGAAGCACUUCGACAGGAGCUCUCCGAGGAGAACACCAAGGCCACCACAAAGCUCCGGCUGGAGUGUGCUGUCGAGACGGCACGGCAGGUGGAAGAAGAAUCACAGCGGAUCAAGGAGGAGCUGAAGUUCACCCAUGAGGAGGAGCUGUCGCAGUUGAAGGAUGACCUGGAGCACAAGCAUGCCAUUGAGAUGGAUUCUGUUCAGAGUGAGCUGGAACUGCAGAAGGACAUUGAGGGGAAACGGGCCAAGGCAGAGGCCAAGGAAGAAUUUGACGGUCAGUUCAGGACUAUGCAGGCUGACCUAGAGCAGCAGGCGCAAGAAAAGAUAACUGAUGAGGUUGCCCGCAUCCUGGCCGAAGUCUCCAUGGAGAAAGCUCAGGAGAUGGAAGUGAUGCAGGUGGCCCUUGAUCAGCAGAAGGAGCAAAUCCAAGAAUUGGACAAAAGAAAGAAUGACCUUCAAGAACAGCUAGACAGUCGGUUGAGGGAAGAAGACAACCUUGGAGAAAAGUAUGCCAACGAGAUUGCCAACUUAAGACAGCAGCUGGCGGAUACAGAAGACACUCUCCAAGCUCUCCAGGAGGGAAUUGAGAGUGGGGAAGCACCAGAGGUUCAGGCCUUGAAGGAGAACCUGGUACGGCAGUAUGACAACCAGCUUGAGAUGAUCAAGGCAACGAUGACUGAGGAGAUCGAGUCUCUCACCAAAACCACCCAGCUUCAGUCUGCCAAGGAGCUGGAGGAGAUGCAGGUCAACUUCAUGAAGGAGCACCAGGCCUUGCUAGAUAAGUUUGUGGAGAGCCAGGAUGCCGACAUACUGGCCCUCAAACAGCAGCAUGAUAAAGAACUUCAGGAACAGCAUGAACGCUUGCAGAACAACUUUGAGCAGGAGUUGAUCGAUGCCCAAGAAGCUCUGCAAGAGGAACAAGCAAAGGAGCUGGAGGAGCUGCGAAAAACACUUGAUGAGGAACAUGCCAAAGAGAUCAGUGACUUAAAAUCACAGCACUUUGAGGAGCUGGAAGCCCUCAAAAUUGAACUUGCAGAAACUUUAAAUGAUGAAAAAGCAAAGUUGGAGGAGAAGAUGGAGAAGGAGCGAGCUCACAUCUUGAAUGCUGAGCAGCUCCUUGAAACUAUCAAAGCCAAGCAUGAGGAAGAGAAGGCGCAGGUCAAGGAAGACCUCGUCUCUGACCACAUGGCUAAGUUCCGGCAGGUCACGGACGAGCUUGAGUCCGAGCACCGCCAGGAGUUGGAGUCCAUGAAGGAGAUGCUCCGGACCUCCAUUGAAAACGAGUUCAGGGAGAAGAUUCGCAGCUUGGAGGAGGAAAUCCAAGGCCAGCAGGCAGGAACAGAGGCAGUGAGGGAAAAGCAUGAGACGGAACUGAUGGAGCUGAAGCAGAACCACGAAGAGCAGUUGGCUAAGCUACGAACAAACCACGAAGACCAGCUGGAGGCCAUAGCCACGGAUUCUGAACGUGAGAUUGAAGCUGCCAAGUCAGAGCUGGAGGAGGCCCAUCGGAAGGAGGUGCUCCGUCUCCAGAGUGAGCUUGGGGAUGAGAAGCAGGCAGCUGUCCUCACUCUCAAAGAAGUCCAUGAGAGCGAGAUCGGGAGGCUUCAGGAGGAGCAUCGGCAGGAGAUGGAAGCCUUGAAGGAGGAGCAGGAGGGAAGAGUCAAGGAGGCAGUGGAGGAACUGAUGAAGAAGCACCAGGAGGAGAUUGAGAAGGCUCUUGAGGAACUGCAAGAGCAGUUGAUGCAUCAAGCUGAGCAGGAAAAAGGUGAGCUGGAUCAGAUAAUGAAAGAGAAAGAAGAACAACAGAGGGAGGAGGUAGGAAAGCUUCAAGAGCUCUCAAAUCAGUUACAGCAAGAGAACAUGGCACUGCUGCAGCAGAUUGCGCAGUUUGACACGGUGAUCAGCCGGCGGGAACGUGAAAACGAGGAAGGUGGGAAUUUGCUGAGCAUGAUGCAAGCCGAUGUGGAGCGACUGAACAACGAACGGGCCUCUGUGCAAGAAGCUAAUAAUCACCUGCUCUUGGUGCUCACCACGGCGGUCCGAGCUACCAUGGCGACAGAGGAAACCAUCAACAGGCAGAUGGCCAAGCUGGCGGCUGCUACCACUCGGUCAGCGGGGGAAGGCAGAUCGGACAGCAGGGAGGGGGAAGGGAGAACAGAGGCUGAAGGGGAGGCGGCGGAGGGCGGGGCCAGCCCGCAACAAGGGGGAGCCGAGCCCGCUGCCAGGGAUCAGCAACCCCACGACGAACCCCCUGACGCUCUGCACGACACCAGUGUGGCAUCGUUUUUCAGUGAUGAGGGCUUGGAGCUGUCCCAGCAGCUCAUGGAGAGCAUGUUCAACGGGCCAGAUCUGGACGCGGAGGGGGAGGAGCUUGUGACUGGUGCCAACACCCGUCUUCAGAACUCUGUAGAGCGGCUCUUGGAGAUGGUCUCGGCCACGACCGACCAGAUCCAGCGUGCCCGCAGCUCCCAGGCUGAGCUCUUAAAUGCCACCGAGUCCAGCAUGGAGGAGGUAAACCAGCUGCGAGCUGACCGGGACAGCUUGAUGGCUCAGCUGCAGGAGGUGUCCGAGAAGUGCGAGAAGCUGGGAGUGGAACUACACAGGACUGGAGGGCUUAUGGAUGGUCUGGCUGCCGAAAAGCAAGAACUGGAGGAAACAAACACCAAACUGGAAGCGGACAAACACAACAUGGCUGUAGAGCUUGAGGGGCUGCGAGAGAGGCUGCGCAGCAUGGAGCACGCUCAGACCUCGCUGCAGCAGGAGAGGGAACGUGUGGAGGAACAGAAGGCGGCGUUUGAGCAGCGGCUUGGACAAGAGGACUUAGACCCAAGAGGCAUCCUCCAGGAGAACCUCCGCCUGCGGGAGGAAGCGGAGACCGCCCUCCUAGAGCGCCAGGACGCUGAGCGGCAGGCGGCCAAGGACAAGGCGGACCUCCAGGACCAACUGCACCACCUGGAGGCGGCGCUGGAAGAGCAGAUCGCCCGGGGAGACACCCUGGCCGAGAAGAGGAAGAAGGAGACGGAGGAGCUGAGGCGAGAACUGGAGGCUCUGGAGAAACAGCUCAAGAAGAACAAGCAAUUCCUAGAGCAACAAACUAUAGAACGAGAACAGGAGCGAGAAGAAUUUCAGCGUGAGAUAGUCCGACUGGAAGCAGACCAGAGAUCAAGAGACAGGUUGCCAUCAAACAUUGAUGAGAUCUUCAGAAAAGAGGCCCAAGAGCUUCGCGAGGAGCUGCGAGAGAAAUCAGACCUGGUCAGCCAGGCCCAAGUGAAGGCACAACAGCUGGAGCGCGACCUGCAAUUCUCGGAGGAGACGACCCGGGAGCUGAGCAGCCAGCUGAAGGAGGUAGAGCGUCACCUGGAUGAGGCUGUCCAAUCACGGCAGCAACUGGAGACUAAGACGGACGAGCUGGAGCGCGACCUGGGUGAACAGCGCCACCUAGAGGCAGAGAUCAUGCACGAGAAGGAGGCACUGCAGAAACAGCUCUACGACCAGCUGAUACAGAUUUCAGCGUUGCAGUCCAAGCUGGACGCCCUGAAGCAUGGGGCAGAUGGUGCGGAUGGCACGGCCAGCUCAGACUCGGGUGAAGUGGUCGGCACCGAAGGCUCGCUGCUGAAGCAACUGGAAGAAGACAAGGAGGCGCUGGAGAGGAAAGACAAAGAGAUCGAGAAUCUGGUGGAGCAGUUGGAGCAGUUCAGAGAGGAUAUCCUCAACAAGGAUGAGGAGAUAGCGCAGCUGAACAUGCAGAUUGAGGUAGGCACCAGGGAGCAGGACUCGGGACGGGAGGACCUGGAAGGAAAGCUGGCUAAGGCGUUGGAGGAAGUACGACAGCUGGAGGAUCAAGUGACGCUGUCCAGUCAAGACAUGGCGGCCUCCAUGCCCCGCUUUGCCCAGGAACUCCUUGAAGAGAAGAACCAGGAGAUUGACCACCUCAACGAGCAGCUGGCCCAGGUUAUGCAAGACCUGGACGAGGCCCAGACAAAGACUGAGCGCCCUCCAGAGCCAGCCUUGGGCCAGUCACAGCGCCCUCCAGAGGCAACUGAUGUGAAGGAGUUGGAGAAAGAAGUAGAGAAGUUGCAGGGAGAGUUGGACAACAAGCUAAAAACCAAAGAAAGAGAGAUAGCCACCUUGAGGCAGUCGCUGGACCAGGAGAGGUCGAGGGAUGUACUGUCACAUCCCAAGGUGGAAGAAAAACUCAAGACCUUGCAGAAACACAGCAUUGCAUUAGAGACUCGACAUGAACAAGAGAUGUUGUCUUUGAAGCAGACGUUGGUGGCCCGUCAGAGAGAGGUGGAUCACCUGGAGGGACUCUUGGUCCGGCUCCAAGAGCAAUCUCCCAGAGGGAGUGAUACCAAGACCUAUAAGAGCCAGAUCAAGGCCCUUAAUCAGGAAGUGCAGGAAAAAGAGGCAGAGAUCACCCAACUCCGCCUCCAAGUGGAUAAUCUGGAGGAGCAACUUUUCCAGCUACGGCAACAGCAGCAGCGAGAGUUGGACGAGGAACCUCCUCACCAGCAACAACAGCAGCAGCAGCAGCUGUCCCCCCACGGACCAGCUGACACUAGCUGGCAGCGCCUGCAGCAUGACCACGAGCUGCGCAUCGUCGAGCUGCAGCGCAAGCAUGCCGAGGCACUGGAGGCACUCAAGCAGCGUCACGAGGCGGAGAUGAACCAGCUACGGGAGGCUCAAGCCUCGGACGUGGAGAGACUGAAGGAACUGGAGAUGGAUUAUGACCGGAAGAUGGCCAGUCUACAGGGACUGUCACCGGGCAAGACCCUGGAGCAGAAACUGCGCGAGAUCCGUUCGGAGCUGACACGCCAACACCAGGAGCACGUGGCCGACAUCCAGCGCACCAUGGAACGCGAGACACAGGUCCUGAUGGACCAGCUGCGGGCAGAGUACGCCCAGCACUCCCGGGCCCGGGAGGAGCGGCACCGACAUGAGAUGGAGGAGGCGGUGCUGCGCGUCAACCGUGACCAGAUGGCAGCGCACGCCGAGGAGGUUGCCAAGAUACAGGAGGAGCACGGGAGGCAGCUGGAGAGGAUACUGGCGGCCACGCCCGUCAACGCCAGCCCCAUGAGCAGUGUCAUCGCAGACACAGCCAACAGACUGACCCAAGAGCUGCAAGCCACAGAGAGGCUGGAUUCGAGACUAGUAGGCCAGCUCAAGACCAGGCAGGCCGGGGUGGGCAAGGAACGAGGGCCAACAGAGGGCGCUGCUCACAACGGAGAGGGACUCGUUAAUGGCGGGGACAUCCCACAGAGGUUACAGGCUGUCCUGAACAGACUUCACAACGAGGGACUACAGGUUCUCAGUCUCUCUGAUCUGAGGUACCUACGCCAGCAGACGUCCCCGCGCCCCAUGGUCCAGGAUGGGACGGACAUCCUCACUCUGCAGGAUGCCUGGGAGAAUGAGAAGCAGGCCUUGCUGGAUGCCAUACAGGCCCUGAAGGACCUCAUCAGCCAGGCUACCAAGGCUCAUUGGACGCAGACGUCUUCAGAGUCUGACUGGCGAGGCCGUGUUCUCCGAGCCAUCCAGUCAGUCUUUGAUCAGGAGAGGGACGCCCUGUUGGCAGAGCUGAGGACUCAUGUCACCUCCAGCGGGGACCGUGACUUGUCUGAGGUUCAGCGGCUUGAGAGGAAAAUUCGAGAACAGGAGGCGCACCACAAGUCGGCCCUGGAGCAGAUCUACAGUGCCGACCGCUCCUCCCUUCUGGCUGAGAUCGAGGACGUGAGGGCGCACUCCAAGAUGCUGGCCGGGGAGCUGCAGGAACAACGAGCUAAGCUGACCUCGCAGCUGAACAGUGUGGAGGAGCAUGGCACCAGUCGCGAGAGACAGCUCAAGAGGCAACUUGAAAUGAUGGAGCAUAAGUACCGGCAGGAGAGGAUUCUUGUGGAGGACCUGCAGACAUCUCUGAUUGUGGAGAAGGAGAAGGUGGCUCAGCUAGCUGACGCCUUGAACAAAGAGAAGAAUCAGGUCCUGGAACUGCAGAACGAGCUGUCGGAGCUGCAGAUCAAGCUGGAUCGGCUGACCGGUAGCAAGGAGAGGAUAGAAGCCAAGCUGGCCGAAGUCACCGGCAUAGCGGAGGGAGUUUUAGCCCAGUUAGAGUCAGAGAAGUCCCACUCGCGGAGUCUGCAGGAGGCCCUGGAUUCGGAGCAGCAGAGCGUUCACAACCUCCAGCAGACGCUCGAGAGCGAAAGCAGCCGUACGGCCAAGGCCCGGCAGAGAGAGCAGGACUCGGUCAAGGAGCUGAGGAAAGCCCUGGAGAGCGAACGCAACAAGCUGGUGGAGACCCACAAGGACCUGGAGAAGGCCAAGAUCAGAGCCGAAGGGCUGAAGAGAGACUUGGAGGCAGAGAAAUCCAGGUCGCUAACCCUUGCAGACACGGAGCGUGCCAAGAUGUCCGACCUGAAGACGGCACUAGAUGUUGAGAAAACCAGAAGUCAGGAACUGCACGCAGCUCUGCACCGGGAGCAAGCCUUGAACACCCAGCUGCAUGAGUCAUUGGACCAAGAGCGUAGCGCCUACGCCGAAAACUCCCACUACGAGAAGUCCACUAUUGGUGAGCUGCAGACAGUCUUGGACAACGAGAAGUCGCGCAACCUGGACCUGCGGACCCGAGCCAACCAACUGGAGAAUGAGGUGGAAGCGCUUCAGAACAUGAACGACCGGGAAAAGAGCCGGAGCUUAGAGGCUUUGGAGGAGGAGAGGGCCGUAUGCCGGCAGCUGAAGGCCACCAUUGAUAGCUUACAGGUACAGCAAGAUGACCUGAAUCGCAAACUUGUUGCUGAGCAGGAACGAGUUGCCAUGACUCAGCAGGAAUGCGAUCGACUGAAGAGCGCCCUCUUGAGCCAGAAAGAGGAAGGCCGCGAGAAGGACAUUAUCCGGGAGAAGGAAAGGCAGAUUGAACGACAGCGACACAGGGAGAGGGAAAGGGAGAGAGAGCUGGAGAGGCAGAGACAGAGUGACUUCCAGUUGGAGCGGGAACUGGACAGGCAGAAGAUCCAGUCUUUAGAGCAUGAGCUAGAGGAGAACAAGACAGCCCACGAGACAACAUCCUCCGAGCUCAAGAAGCUCCGUGAUGCCCAGCGACACUUUAUCCCAAGGGUCACAGAGGAAGAUUUGCAACAGGCCCAUGAGGAGCAGGAGUUGUCGCGAGGCAGUCAGCAUCGCAGUCCCCGCCCUACCCCCUUGGCGUCCCGUCUGCAGCUCUACAAGGCCCAGCUGGAGGCGGUCCGGCAGAGAUUGCAGCUCCUGGCCGUCCGCCAGCAGGAGGAGAUCGCCAAGCUGCUGCGGCUGGGCUUGGAGAGCGACCGGCAGGAGUUGGGCAACCUGCAGCGGGGGCUGACGGAGACGCUGUCGGAGCUCAAGCAACUCCACGCCUCUCUGGCGCUGCACUCAGAGUCUGUUCCGUCUAUUGUUACCCCAACGACAACCACCCGCCUGAACGACCGCCUGCUAUCCCAGAAUGCCGAGCUGAGCAACUUUGCCUCUCGGCUGAGCGAGGAGAAGACAGAGAUGCGGACGGCCCUGGCCAAGCUGGAGGAAGAGGUCUGGCGGUUUAGGCAGCGAGAGGCACAGCUAGACGAGGCGACUCGUCGUUCUUUAGACAACACCGACACAGCUUUGGCAGAGGAACGUGCCCUGUGGAGCAGGGAGAGACAAGCAGCCCAGAAUGCAUUGCAGAAGGCCGAGUCCCAGAUCGCCCACCUCAAAGCCCAGCUACAGCAUGAAGCCAAUAGGAGAGAUGCAGGAGGCCCUCUGUUGGCAGGAGCAGGAGAGGUCUCUGAGCACCAACAGCUGAAGUUGCAGAAGAUGUACGGCAAGUACCUGCGGGCAGAGAGCUUCCGCAAGGCCCUGGUGUACCAGAAGCGCUACCUCCUGCUCCUUCUAGGAGGUUUCCAAGACUGCGAGCAAGCGACGCUGCAACUCAUUGCCAAAAUGGGUGCCUACCCAGCCCCUGAAUCUCUGGAGAGGCAGUCCCGACACAGCAAGGCCUUCUCAAGAUUCAGAAGUGCCGUGCGAGUAGUCAUCGCCGUGUCCAGGUUGAAAUUCUUGGUCCGGAAAUGGCGACGGGCCACACGUGUUGGCACACCCUCCACCACCCCAUCCGUCCACCCAGAUGUCAUGUCCUCUCCACCCCCUCGGGGACUGUCGUCAGCCUCCAUCCCUAACAUCAGGGUUACUACCCCAGUCAGAAGCUCCCCACCCACGGGGAUGCAUCUCGUCAAUGGUGCGUCACCCCCUGUGCGGGACGUCAUCGGUCAGUCGGCGUUGCGGACAGUCUUUCCCAGUGGACACCACAGGGCCAGAUCCUCCAGCCCAGUUCUAUUCCACGGAGCCACCUCUCCGUCCCCACGCCCAGACGGCCGGCCCUUAGGGUACCACUCGGCCUCCCCUCUAGACAGACACUUCAGCAGAUCCCUGGAUAGACCCCUGGAUGCAUCGGGGAGCGGGGACCCCGAGGCCUCACUGACCAACUACAUCCAGAAGCUGGAGAGUCUUCAGCAGAGGCUGGGAGCUCACAUCUCGGGAGAGAGUAGAACGACCAGCUAUUCCACGUUCUCCAAGAGGUAGUAAUGGCCUCAUGCCGUCAACAGCUCUCAUUUCCUUGCCUGCUCUGUUCUUCACCGAUUCAAAAACAUACAACUCGAUUUGUAAUGAAAUAUGAAAUCAGGAAUUUUUUAGUGGUUUAAUAAUAUUUAUGUUGUUGAAAAACUUGCAAGUCGAAUCUGUCUUGUGUGAGCCAUUUUUAACUCGCCAAGACAAACUGGUGUUGAGUGUCUUCACAACAGUAGGCCAAUCACACAGUGGAAGCAAACUUAGAUGUUUUGCACCCUUUCAUUCGAUGGAGGGUUGUGGUUUCGUAAAGUCAUAUUUAAGUGUGCUAAGUUGGAUAACAUUUUGAUUUUCAUUGCUCUACAUUAAAGCAGUUGCGUUUAUUAUUAAAAAGCAAUAAAUGGGCUCAUGCGUUGCUUCAAGAAGAUGGUUUCAGUCAAGAACCAUUUACAUAAAGCACAGAACUGGAAAAUAGAGGCAUAUUUGCAGAAAACAAGUCGAUUCUUACAAGAAAAAGUAGAUACAAACUAAGCCAAGUUGUUCAGUUGGGCAUGAACUGAUUGAAAUUUUCGUGUGAUUUCGCCGCCACCGUUUUUUAAAGUGGAUUUUUUAAAAGCAAGUUAAAACUGACAGUGCGUUCUGUCUUGUUUUUAACGCAUACUUUUUUCAGUUCAUUUUAAAGUGAUAUUUGGAGCAAUUAUUGACUCAAGAUUUUCUUGGUAAUAGUUGUUCCUGGAUUUGUGUGAGCUUCUUGGUAUCAUUGGUAAUUUUUCUAUCUGCCAAUAUCUCUCUGAGGAUACUUUGAAUACUCCGGGGGGGGGGAAUGUAGUCAUAAGAUCCUUUUAAAAUUCUUUCUUGUGUGUAUAGUCAAAAACGUCUAUUUCUGAAAGUGGCUGUAAAUUUUAGCUUGCCUGUAAAAAGUACAACGGAACCAAUGAUAAAAAAGUUUGAAAGUGUGUCGAAAAUUGCAUAUAGAAAUGUAGCAUGUGCAUCAACUCAGUAUUCCAAGUACAUGUAGUGUAUGUUGGUGCUAUUUUAGCCGGGGUUUAUGUUCUCGGUGCCAGCGAAAAAGUAGCCUUGGUAAGGACACUUGACAAUUAUGCAAGAACACUCGGCAAACAUUCCAGAUUGAAAUGAAAUGUUUUAUAUGACGGCACAAAGUGAGUAUUUGUACCAUUUGUAUAAUUGAAAAAAAAAAAGAUUAAAGUGCUCGUGUAAUCUGAAAAGGUGGCUGGAAUCUAUGCAUGGCACACUACUACAAACAAAUGCUAUCUUUGAGAGAAGUUAUCAAUGGCCAACCUCCUAUGUUGCUGUGGUAAAUGUAACUCCUACUAUUAAAAGCAAAGUCUUUACAAGAAAAGCCAAGCCUUUGAUGGGAAGGUGUCCUCUUCUUAAAACUGGCCAAUUUCAUUGACAUCUGAGACUGUUGCGCCAUUGUCCCAAUGCACCUGUGAAUGUGCAGUGUGCACACACAGAAUCAUUGGGAGUCACUGUUAAAAUGUCAAUCUGUAAAAGGCUUGAAAAGAUGUCAUUCAGGGCCAGCUCUAAGUAUCAUUGGUGGGUGCAAGGGAGAUUGGCUUAUUUUAAUACUGAUUUUCUUUCUUUGAUCAUACCAUACCAGAAUUGUACACUUGCUCAUCUUGCAUAAAAUGCAUAACAAUUUGUAGUACAUGUACAAUGUAAAGGCUGGCUUAAAUGAUUCAUGCUUUCAGUUAAGGAUCCCAGUAAGAAAUUAACCAUAAAUAGCACGGAUUUGAACAUUGUAUUUAUGUACAUAAAUAUUGCAAGUCAUUUUGAAAUUUCGAAAUUUAUACUUGUUUGUUGUGUUGGUUUAAGUUGUACUGACCUGAAAGGGUUUUUCAGUAUCUUUUAAUCAUUUGAAUGUGAAUAGACAAUAAUAAAGAUUUUUGACAAAAUUGA